Messenger RNA from Cucumis melo (muskmelon), 1146 nucleotides. Its product is annotated as lactoylglutathione lyase-like. Gene Ontology annotation, molecular function: lactoylglutathione lyase activity; metal ion binding. The coding region runs from base 514 to 954 and encodes 146 amino acids. The transcript has 9 exons. Gene Ontology annotation, cellular component: cytoplasm. NCBI's taxonomy places the organism in Eukaryota, Viridiplantae, Streptophyta, Magnoliopsida, Cucurbitales, Cucurbitaceae. The record is from RefSeq and is a predicted model, not a curated record.
ACAUUAUUAUUCAACAUUCAUUCAUAGCUAAUCUCCUUUCAACUUUCAAGAAUUAAUGGCUAACAAGUUGGGACUAUCCUCAAUUCUUUGCUCUCUUCUCAUCUUCUCUUUGAUCAUCAAAACGAGUUUUGCAGCUCGUAACCUAAAUGAAAACGUGUUAGAAUGGGUGAAGAAGGAUAAUCGUCGUUUUCUUCGUGUUGUCAUUCAUGUCUCCAAUCUUAACAACUCUAUCAAAAUUUACACUCAAGGCUUCGGAAUGAAGCUUUUGAAGAGAAGGAAGUUUGACGAUAGAGGAUAUGAAGAUGCCCUUAUUGGAUUUGGACCUGAAAAUACUCACUUUUUGUUGGAAAUGAGACAACGGGAUGAAUCCAACAAUGUAUUUAUUGGCACAGAGUUUGGAUACUUUGGAAUUUCCACUCAAGAUGUCUACAAGUCUGUGGAACAAGCUCGAAGAAAUGGAGCAGUGGUAAUUCAAGAACCUGAAAAAGUUAACCAAACUAUAAGUGGAGUGGAAUGGUGGAAGAUGAAAAUGGAUAUAAAUUUAAGUUCAUCCAAUGCAUCUCAGCUCCCAUUGAUCCUCUCUCUCAAAUAAUGCUUCGUGUACAAGAUUUGAAUAUCUCUACCAACUUCUAUUUAAAGGCAUUAGGGAUGAAACUCUUCAAGAGCCAAAACAAUUCACAAGCACAGUUAAGAUGGGGUAUGAUGGGAUAUGGAAGAAAUGAAAGUGAGACAACAGUGCUUAAAUUGGAAACAAGAAAUAACAUAUCUCGUGAUGAUGGAGGAGAUGGCUAUUCAAUGCUAUACAUUAGUACAGACAAUGUAAAGAAGAGUAAUGAAGCAGCCAAAUUGGUAAUAAAAGAGCUUGGUGGGAACAUAAUAAUGGAGCCUGUUUUGGUGCCAACCAUUAAUGUCAAAAUGACUGGAUUUAGUGUGACCCUGAUUCUUGGAGAAUGAUUAUGGUGGACAAUAAAGAUUACCAAAGAGGAACCCUUUAGAAAGAAGGGAGAAAGAAGAAAAUAAUGAUCAAAUUUAGAGGACAUUAUAAGAUUUAAGAGUUUCUUCCUUUUAAUAUUGUAGUUGAUAUUUAAUAUAUAUUUCUAGAUAUUCAAUUAAAGUUUGUGUUAUCAUUCCAUCGUCUCCAUUAUA